GUAGGGGUGGGGGGCAGUUUCUAUCCCUGCCCAAGGCAGGAAGGGCUACUGUCCAGCUCAGACCUUAGGGUGGAUCAGUUCCCAGUCCCUUUGGAGGCUUACUGGCUGUGGGUCUUUGGGCCAGAAAUUGUGCCGACUGUGCCUUGGUCCUGUGCUCCUGGUGAGGAUGACCGAGAAGAUGUUGGGUGUCAGUUUCCCAGCGUGCCACAGCAGUCCUCACUAGAGGUCAGCUCCCCUCCACCACCUCGCAGAGGCCAGACCUCAGGGCCCCCCCACAACCUGGUUGGAGUAGGCUCGGGGAGCGGAACUGAGCAGCAGCUGUGGUGGCAGCUUCCUUCCCGAUCACAUGGGGGCUUGGCUCCUGACCCUCGGAGCCUCUGGACACACGCAGUCUCCGUAACACUCUGUGAGGAACCAGGGGCAGAGGUGCAGCAUGGGCGUGGUGGCCAGCAUCCUGAGAGUCCUCCUGCUUCUCCUGGAUGUUGGAAGAGCUCAAGUGUUGGCAACGGGCGAGCCUGCUGUCACUGACACUGGUGCUGAUGCCAAAUAUGCCAUCAUUGGGACGGUUCUGGGGGUCGCCAUAUCUGCUGGCCUCCUGGCCCUGAAGAUUUGCGUGAUCCGCAAGCAAGUGUUUGAUAACGACGCCUCAGAUCAGAAAGACACAGCCCGGCAGCACAUGUUUGAUGGCGACGCCUCAGACACCAUCGUGCUGAAGAAGAGCGCCCUGAGACGAAACCACAAUUCCUCAGAAAGAGAUGCCCAGGUAAUUGAGCUGUAACAGAGCGCCCUCCUCAGGAGUAGUUCAGCAGUCUGGAAAACUGCCCAUGAUUUCCAUUUUGGGGGAUUUCUUGAAUUUUAAUGCUAAGGCUGGUGUUUGACCUACACGAAGAACUCAAUUCAGGAGACAAGAAGGAGAAGGGACAGAAUCUACAGUGCGUCUACCCUGAAGAAACGUAUUGCUCCUCUUCCACAAGACUCUGGGUGCAUAUGCUGAGGCAUGAACACUUUAUCUAGAUGUAGGAAAGGAUUUAAGCUAAUAAAUCCACAGCAUUUAUCCCGAGCUCCCAUGAAGGAGCGGUUCACGGCAAUGGAACCUACCCGCAGCAAUGGCUCACGGAAACGGGAACCAAACCCAUGACUGAAGCCUCCUUAUCACCAGUCUUACAGAUAGUUAAGCAGCAUUUUCUAGAACAGUUAGCCUGAUUUCUUAGCUUCCAGGAGAAUCCUACUUCAAACGCAGGCCUAAGAACAUCCAGGGACACUGAAGCAUGGAGGCUGUGACCUACCAAAGGGGGGAAAUGGUGGGCUGUACUGAGGUGAGAGGACGUGCAAAGAAAUGAAAGAGGGGCUUGAUGGCCACGCAAUGGGCCUACCGAUCUUCUGGGCUAAGUAAACAAUGGAGCUAACAAAAGGUUAAAUGAAGAAGCAGCUUCAGUGUUUUGUAGAGAGUUAUGCAAAUAUAAAUGAUUAUUUUUAUCCUUAUAUAAUUAUUCUGUGAUUAUUAUUACCAUGUGCAUAGCUUAUGCACGCAGGCAUGACUUGCAGAGGUUGAGGAAACCCACAUCAUUCUCUUAUUGCCAUCGACCUUGUGUCGCUGACCCUUGUCAACACUCCUCCCCUGUGAUAUUAACCCUGUGUUGCUGGGACUGCAUAGUGAAAAGCUCCAGGUGGACGGGUGGGCUGAUUCUCCUUGGAUUGGGUCCCCCUCCAAGUGUAAAGAAUGAUGAGCUCUAUUUCACAGCAAAGUGCUCUGUUACAACAAUUUGCCUGGAUUCUCAGUGUGUCUUUUAUCUGACUCCAUAACAAUGUUGUUCAUUAGCCGCCUUUGUUAACUGAUAACCUAAAGCAGUAACAAGACACUCAUAAGCAAUUUUCUGUGUGUAAAAAAAAAAAAAAAAUUUUUUUUUUUUUAGGAUAAAAUAAACCAUCUUGUAAGGUGUCUGCUAAUUGAUUUGCUUCUCCUAGCAGAACUUUAACUAGCAGAGACACUUCCAAGUGGAAGGUGAGUGCACCUGGACUCUCAGGAACCAUCUCCUUUUCUACAGACCUGAGAGAACCUGGAGUCCUCCACCUCACCGCCGCUCUCCCGGCACCGCCGCUGGGCUCUGUUUGUGUUUUAGCCCCACACGCAUGUUCCUGUUUGAAGAAUAGAGAGAAGUCGGCUAAAGACAAGUGCUUUUUCCUCAGGGUAGACAGGCUGGCAUGCCCCAGGAGGCAUUGUGCGUUGGGGGGCCUACCUGGCUUACACCCCAAAUCUAAGCUCAGUGGUUUUCAUCUGCUGCAGUCCUGCUGGAAGCUCUCUGAAGCCCCUCUUAAUAGCCUCUCGUCAUGGGACUAGUACUGGGCUGGGGCUUCCAACAGGCUCUCAGAAGUGUUUAGGAGGAGUCACAAGAUCCCAUUCUCUCUGUUGGUGAAACAGCUUGAGUGAUUCAGGCUUUGAGACACAGCUGCCUCACACUGUGGUUUGGGAAUAGACUUGCAGAGGCCAGGGGCAGGAACAAACCCUGUUGUCCAUCUCCAGUAGGUCCUAGAGCCACAGAAACACACACAGGUCCUGGAAAGCCCGCCAUGGCAGGCAGAACACCCUGCCCAGAGGGUAGGGGCUGACAGCACUCAAAUGCUUAGAGGAAAAGCCAUCCCAACAUGGUCGAGGAGGCUGCAGGGGGCAGCAGCUAGCCAGGAUCUAAUGGGGUAGCUGUGGUUUGGUGCCUCAGGAUCCAGUACCUGGAGGAGAAGGUGAGAUGGGAGAGACUUUUCUGGCAAGGUUAACAAAUUAAAAAUAUGUAUAAAUCUAUAUAUCAAUAAAUUUAAAAUAUGUAUAAAUUAAAUUACAGUCAAUACAUUUAAAAUUACCUGUGUGUGUAUAUAUACUCUGUGUGUGUUAAAAGUACAAAUAUCACAGAAUUCCAAGAAACAUAUGGGGGUUUAAAGGAGUUAAUAAAUGACCUCCCUUUUCAUCAUCCGAGUUUGAAAAUGACGAAGAGUUAGGCAGGUGGAGGUUAUUCUGAUUUCCAAAUAAGUCAUGACAAGUCAGUAUCAGUUGCCACCUCUGGGGUUCUGUGUUGCAUCCUUGCCACAGUUAAGUGAGAGAUGAGCGCAGCUUGGAUUGGGCUGAUGGCAGCAAGGUGAUGAGCAUGGAUGGGUUUGGGGUGGGCUUUAGAGGUGGAGAUGACAGGACUUGCAGAUGGAUAGAUUUGGGGGAGAUGAGGGAAAAAAGACUGAAGCAUCACUCCUAGGUUUUGGUUUGCAUAAUGGUUUGGGUUAGAAGAGGGUGCGAUUUAUUAAGAUGUGGAGAACUGGAGGAGUGCUAGGCUUCGGGACGGUUUCUGAGUCGGGUCUUGGGCCUCUCACAUUAUGCUGCCUGUUAGAAAGCCCAGGGACCGGCUGCGUUUGGAGAAAGUGAAAGUCACAUUCCUGCAGGUGCUCUGACUUUUGAAACGAGGCUAAAAAUACACUUGUCAGAGAUUGUUCUAGAACAUGCUCUAGAAUUCGUUAGAGAAGGCAGGGAGAAUUGGCCUGGAGGAAUUGUAAGGCUCCUCUCCCUGAGAUGAAUGCGUAGAAGGAGUUGCUUACACAGAGUGAGGAAGUCCAGAGCAGAGCUUGAAGAUGCUAGCAGAAGGCGGGAGAGGUACCUGGGACAUGAAGCCUAAAUGGGGCAGGUCCCGGCUGGAAGAGGGAUGGGAGCCUUGGAUCCACAACCAGUUCUUCUGUGCUCAGGACCUAUCCUGCUGGCUAAUUCUUCCUCUUUGGAGUCUCAAACUUGUCAGAGAAGUUCGUCAUCCUUCAAAGAAUCUGAUUUUCAUGAGAGCAUAUCAGUGUAUGACAAACCUGUGGCCCAGCUACCAGACUACAUGUUCAGAACCAGGGAAGUCACUCCAGCGACAGGUGCAUCAGCCCACAUAUCAGCACACUUGGGGUCCUGGAUUGUCAAGACUUGUCAUUUUCCUCUCCGUUUGUUAACUCAGACUUCGGAGGUUCCAUUUCUGAACAGUGCAGGGUGGCGGUUGGGAGCACAUGGCUGGAGCCAGGCUGUAUGCGUUCAAAUGCUGCUUUGUGAGCUGGGCAAAUGAUCCAAAGUUCCUAUGCCUCAGUUUCCUCAACUUUAAAAUAGGCUACUGGUUAUGUUCGCCUGCCAGGGUCUUGGUGAGACUGACAGGAGGUGACGCACCUAGAGCUCUUAGAGCACCGUAUGACAGCACUGUCAUACGCUGAUAACGUCUGACGCGGCCAGCCUGGGUUAUGGCUUUGGUCAAGUUCUACCACCUUCUGAAAUUCAGAAAAGGUGAGAUUAAGGAAGGGUUCAUUCUUAAGGGCAAAUUUCUUUGCAGAUUUUUUAAAACAAACUUUUCAUUUUAGAACACUUUUAGAUUUACAGAAAAGUUUCAGAGGUAGUUCAGAGAAUUCCCAUACGCCCCACCCCAGCUUCCCCUAUUGCUAAUAUCUUACGUUAGUAUGCCGCAUUGUUCUCAACUAAUGAACAAAAAGAUGGAUGCGUUGUUGCUAAAGGCUAUACUUUAUUCAGAUUUCCUUAGUUUUUAUCUAAUGUUAGUUUUCCGCUCCAGGAUCCCAUCCAAGAAACCACAUUAUAUUUAGUUGUUAUAUUCCUUAGGCUGUGCUAGUUUUUCAGACUUUCCUUGUUUUUGAUGGCCUCAACAUUUUUGAGGAGUACUGGUCAGAUAUUUGGUGGAAUGUGCCUCUGUUGGGAAUUGUCUGACGUUUUUCUUAUGAAGAGAUAUUUCUUUUAAGCUGAGAUUAACAUAAAAUUGAUUAUAAUCAUAUGAAAGCUAUGUGUUCACUAAUCUUUAUUGUUGUUCAUAUAAAUAAAAUUAGCCAGAUAGCUGACAAACCUUACUUAACUCUGAACUGAGUACCAGUUAAAUUAGAGUUGCCUCUGGCUCUUCAGAUUUUCAAUGGUUGAUUUUUUGGAAGUAGAUCACCAGGCCUUUUUUCCAGGUGCAUCUGGGUGGACUUGAACCUCCAACCUUUUGGUAACCAGUUAACCACAUUAACUCCUUGUACCAGGACUUUAAACUGGUUUGUUCCAGUUCAAAGCCCUGCUGAGACUUUGCAUUUCUAACAAGUUUCCAGGUGAUGCUUCUGUUUAGGGACCAGCUCUGAGAACCACGAGUAGAGCAGUGGAUCUCACAGUUUAUGAUACAGCUGGGGAGCUCGUUAAACUGUAGAUUCUGAUUCAGUAUAUCUGGGGUGGAAAUGCAAAUUCGCAGGAUUGGUUUGAACCAGAACGAACCAGUUCGAAGCCCUGGUUUGUAUAACCCAGUGACUCCUUGAACUGGGUAAGCUUAGUAAAAAAAAAAAACAUUUAUAAAUAAAGCAAAGUAAGUGCUGCAAAUUAAUGACAAGCUGGUAGCCCCACAGAACCACCUGUGCUUUAGGAUAGUGGGGUUGGAUUAAACAGUAAGCAAGGUGCGCACAGGCUUCAUUGCACUUAUUAACUAAUCUGUAGUGCACAAUUUCACAUGGGUUUCAUAUCUUGGAUGCGGUGAAAAACAAAUGAAAUUGUGCACUGCAGAUCAGUGAGUAAGCAUGAAUAAAUCCACACAUACCUUGCUAAUUGGGUAAACUGUCCCUGGCUUGAGGCUUUGCUCUGGAGGAAGUAUAGAUUUGGGUUGCUUGUCCACAACCGAGAUAAAGACAAGCUCACCUUUGCUCACUUGUGUGGACAGCCAGGAGCUCUUGGCAGGGUGGUAUGAGCUCUCCAGGGAAGUGAAUUAGAGCUGCCCUAUGGAUCUCAGCAUGAAAAGAUCCAUAAGGAAGACUUUAAAAUGUGGUUUUCUUGUAUUUUGUUGUUCUUUUCUGAGUUUAAAUCAGAAGGUGGUUCUUAUAUACUGGAAACAAAUCAUGAUUCAAGCACAACUGCUGACAGACCAACAGGAAUUAAAACCAUGUUUCAGAAUGACCCAAGGCAUGUUCUGAUGGGGUGUUUGCAGCUCAGCGCAAAGGUCUCUGCAACUUUCAGCAGUGAACUCACUCUGAACAAUAGGUGUCUCCUGGCCUCUAGUCCUACAUCAUCCAGAAAGUCCAACCUGCUGCUGCUGUGGAUAAUAUUCCUUUCAACUCUGUUAGCCUUCCAAAGUCAGGUUAUGGUGGUGGCUUGUGAUCCCCUUUUCAGACCCUGAUUUGUGUUCAGUCGGUGGGCUGUGAGUAGGACUGAUAAUCACAGAUCAUAAGGAAAUGACUACCCACUGAAGGAAAAUAAGGCACAACAGAAUACAAGAAAACUUUCUUAGAGAAUCAUGGCAGGUACCUACUACCUUCACCCAUACCUGUCUUUUUUUUUUUAAUAUAUAUCCAUGUUUUUUAGACACUAUAACUACCAAUGUGUUUAGUUACUUACAUAAUCACUCAUUCAGCAUGGUUAAGUAUAUCAGCUCUGAAGCCAGAUGGCUGAGUUCUAAUUCCUUCCUGCUGUGCCACUUACUAUACUAUUACUAUAAGUGACCUUUGACAAGUCACUUAAUUUUCUCUUAGUUUCCUCAUCUGUAAAAUGGGAAUGGUGAUGAUAAAGCUAUCACCCCCACACAUCUGUCAAGAAAUUUGGAAGACAGCUACCUGGCCAACUGACUGGAAGAGACCCAUAUUUAUGCCUAUUCCUAAGAAAGUUGGUCGAACCGAAUAUGGAAAUUAUCAAACAAUAUCAUUAUUAUCACAUGCAAAUAAAAUCUUGCUGAAGAUCAUUCAAAAGUGGCUGCAGCAGUACAUCAAGAGGGAACUUCCAGAAAUUCAAGCUAGAUUCAGAAAAGGACAUGGAAUGAGGGAUAUCAUUGCUGAUGUCAGAUGGAUCCUGGCUGAAAGCAGAGAAUACCAAAAAGAUGUUUACCUGUGUUUUAUUGACUAUGCAGAGGCAUUCAACUGUGUGGAUCAUACCAAAGUAUGAAUGACAUUGGGAAGAAUGGGAAUUCCAGAACGCUAAUUGUGCUCCUGAGGAACCUAUACAUAGAUCAAGAGCCAGUCUUUCGAACAGAACAAGAGGAUACUGCAUGGUUUAAAGUCAGGAAAGGUGUGCUUCAGGGUUGUAUCCUUUCACCAUACCUAUUCAAUCUGUAUGCUGAGCAAAUAAUCCAAGAAGCUGGACUACAUGAAGAAGAACGGGGCAUUAGGAUUGGAGGAAGACUCAUCAACGACCUGUAUUAUGCAGAUGACACAAUCUUGCUUGCUGAAAGUAAAGAGGACUUGAAGCACUUACUGAUGAAGAUCAAAGACCACAGUCUUCAGUAUGGAUUACACCUCAACAUAAAGAAAACAAAAAUCUUCACAACUGGACCAAUAAGACACAUCAUGAUAAACGGAGAAGAGAUUGAAGUUGUCAAGGAUUUCAUUUUACUUGGAUCCACAAUCAACACUCAUGGAAGCAGCAGUCAAGAAAUCAAAGACACAUUGCAUUGGGCAAAUCGGCUGCAAAAGACCUCUUUAAAGUGUUGAAAAGCAAAGAUGUUACCUUGAAGACUAAGGUAUGCCUGACCCAAGCCAUGGUGUUUUCAGUUGCCUCAUAUGCUUGUGAAAACUGGACAUUGAAUAAGGAAGACAGGAGAAAAAUUGGUGCCUUUGAAUUAUGGUGUUGGCAAAGAAUAUUGACUAUACCAUGGACAGCCAAAAGAACAAAGAAAUCUAUCUUGGAAGGAGUACAACCAGAAUGCUCAUUAGAAGCAAGGAUGGCGAGACUACUUAUAUACUUUGGACAUGUUAACGGGAGGGAUCUGUCCCUGGAGAAGGACAUCAUUGUUGGCAAAGUAGAGGGUCAAUGAAAAAGUGGAAGACCCUCAAGGAGAUGGAUUGACACAGUGGGCUUAAGCAUAACAAGGAUUGUGAGAAUGGCACAGGACUGGGCAGUGUUCUGUUCUGUUGUACAUAGGUUGCCAUGAGUCCAAACUGAGUUGAUGGCACCUGACAACAACAAAGCUACCACAUACAGCUGUCAUCAGUUUCCAAUGAGUUAUUGCAUGUAAAACACUUUGAACAGUGCCCAAAACUUGUAAAUGCUCUAUUAAUGUUACCUAUUAUUAAGCAUGGUUCUAGACACUGUGGGAAAAACACAGAUGACAAAGAUGUGGUCCUUAACCUAGGAAACCAGUCAAGUAGUGUCUGUAUGCAUGUCAUCAGGCUGAUUCCAACUCACGGUGAUCCCAUGUGUGUCAGAGUAGAACUGUGAUCCACAGGGUGUUCAGUGGCUGUGGAAGUAGGUCACCAGGCCUUUCUUCUGAGGUCCCUCUGGGUGGUCUGGAACCUUUCACCUUUCAGUUAGCAUCCCAGCACAGUAACUGUUUGUACCACCCAGGGACUAUUUUACAGGUGUGAGUAGAGUGCUGCCGGAGAUCAGAAAAAGAAAAAGAAAACCAUAAUUGGCAGUUCAGAGUGAUGAUUCAGCCGGGACAAGAAGGGCUGUGUAUCAGAGAAUUUAGAGACUUGGCAUGCCAAUUCUCCGAAGUAUAAAAGAACUUGGUGACGCUAAGGAAUAGCAAGAAAAUCACUGUUCCCUGGGGUUAGGCUGCAUGGGAAGAGAGUGGUAGGGAAGAAUGAUGCAAACAAGGUAUUAACAAGCUUAGCCAUUUGGUUGUGUGGAUUUUGUGAAACUGUUUUCUCUUUCAUAGAGCUAAAUGCAAAAGUAAAUUUCCCAGAGCUGAAGAAAGAUAAUAGAUAGACAUCAGCUUAAAAGGAAGGACCCAGUGAGGUAAAUGUAAAGCCAACCACACCCAGAAAAAAAACAAAGUAAAAUUCGAGAGGACCAAGAACAGAGAAAAUUAAAUUACCUACCAAAAUAUGAGAAUGCUAUUGAGAUUAGAUUUCUCCUUGGCAGAACUGAAUGAAAGAAGACAAAGUAGCAAUAUUUUCAAAAUUCUGAGGGGAAAUAAUUAUGUCCCCUACUAUUCUAUGGCCAAACUGUCUUUCAAGUGAAUAUGCCAAAAAAAGAAAAAGACAUGUUAUAUCAUGCAAAAACUCAGAAAAUUUACUCUCCAAAAAGAAUGCUCUCUGAAAGAAUGACUAUAAGAUGAACUUCAACAAAAUAAAAAAUGAAUUUAAGAGGAAUAUGUAAAAUAAAAGAAGUGAGAGUGAGCAAGUGAACCAGUAAAAUUUACAUUUAAGCUUAAAUAAGUUAUGGUUACUUUAAAAAAUGGUAAUACUAAUGAUAGUGCAAUACAUUUAAAGUCCCAGAUAAUCUUAACAUGGAAGGUAGUAUGGGAGAAAAAGGAGGGAAAAAAGUAAAAGCAUUACA
Molecule: messenger RNA, 9229 nt
Organism: Loxodonta africana (African savanna elephant)
Lineage: Eukaryota; Metazoa; Chordata; Mammalia; Proboscidea; Elephantidae
Gene: TMEM273
Product: transmembrane protein 273
Exons: 6
Coding region: 434-778 (114 amino acids)
Source: RefSeq, a predicted model, not a curated record